AUGUCGAAACCUCGACCAGGAGGACACCCUCGCAAAGCCAUUGCUGCCAGAGUCUUUGAGUGCUCAUUCCCAGGAUGCAACAAGGCAUAUACACAGCUCCACAACUUGAAAUCUCAUGAGCGUACUGGUCAUACGCCUGUACAGAAACCCAAACCGUUUUUGUGUAUCAUCUCUGGAUGCACAAAGGCAUUCCCGCAACGAAAAAGUCUAGCAUUGCAUAUUCGGGCGUCGCACAAGGAGUACAAAUUCAAGCCGUUUAAAUGCUCACAACCAGGAUGUCAGAAGGCGUACACGCAGCUCCACAAUCUUCGCACCCACGAAAAGACCGUUCAUUUGCUGGAUCUGUCUAGAAAGAGGAUGCGAAACCCGACCCCGAACAGUGGAGGCGCUAGUGCUGGCGGUGCUGGCGGUGGCGAUAGUAGUUGUGGCAGUGCCGGUCCACAAUAUGCUCAAGGCACAUACCAAUCAUCCCUCGCCAGAAAUUCAAGCAACAUGAUUGACAGGAAUCAGUUUACGCCGAAUGUUGAGCUGAGUUAUGAGAGCGUGGACGAUUUGACUGACUUCAACGUGAGGAUGAAGGGAGAGGAAGAGGACGAGGAAGAGGACGAGGAAGAGCUGGAUGACGAGAACGGCGAGGAUUACGCGGAUGAGUGA
This is a messenger RNA of Gamsiella multidivaricata, 654 nucleotides long. RefSeq lists its product as uncharacterized. Gene Ontology annotation, molecular function: DNA-binding transcription factor activity, RNA polymerase II-specific; RNA polymerase II cis-regulatory region sequence-specific DNA binding. The record is from RefSeq and is a predicted model, not a curated record. NCBI's taxonomy places the organism in Eukaryota, Fungi, Mortierellomycota, Mortierellomycetes, Mortierellales, Mortierellaceae. Bases 1 to 654 code for a protein of 217 amino acids. Gene Ontology annotation, biological process: regulation of transcription by RNA polymerase II. Gene Ontology annotation, cellular component: nucleus. The transcript has a single exon.